AUGCAUCCUACCGAAUUCCACGGCGGCCCAAGUCCAACUGUUGCCGAAGAAUGGAUCAAAUCCCUCGAGGUUAUUUUCGAGUACAUGGUGAUGAACGACAGUGACCGAAUCCAUUGCGCACUAUUCUUGUUGAAAAACGAAGCCCGAAAUUGGUGGGAAGGCGCAAAGAGUGGAAUCGAUCUAGGAAAUACCACUUGGGAAGCUUUCAAAGUUCUUUUCUUCGAAAAGUACUUUUCCAAGAAUGUCCGAGCGCAAAAGCUUAAGGAGUUUCUCGAACUCAAACAAGGAAACCUAACCGUUGCCGAAUUCACACGCCGUUUCGAGCAAGGAAGCCUCUACGCACCUUUCAUAUCCAAAGACGACACCGAAAAGAUGAAUCACUACCUAAGAGGCCUCAACCCGAUAAUCAAACUUGACGUUCGACUAACCUCUGCCUCUACUUUCCGCGGAGUAGUGGGCAAAGCCUUAGAAGCCGAACAAGACGAGAUGGAAAUCCGACAAUGGAGACCUCCUCACGAUGCCUCUUCUCGACCAUGGAAGAAACCGAACCUCAACAACUCCAAGGGAAAGCAACCGAUCAACCGAGCAACCGUGACCCCGAGCAACAAGCCCUUUUGCCCUAAAUGCAAGCGAGAACAUUCAGGCGAUUGUGUUGCCGGAACCGACCAUUGUUUUCGAUGCAAGAAGCCCGGACAUAUGGUCUGA
Molecule: messenger RNA, 705 nt
Organism: Erythranthe guttata (spotted monkey flower)
Lineage: Eukaryota; Viridiplantae; Streptophyta; Magnoliopsida; Lamiales; Phrymaceae
Source: RefSeq, a predicted model, not a curated record